This is a messenger RNA of Plasmodium malariae, 996 nucleotides long. RefSeq names its product conserved Plasmodium protein, unknown function. Gene Ontology annotation, cellular component: nucleoplasm. Gene Ontology annotation, biological process: CENP-A containing chromatin assembly; DNA replication-dependent chromatin assembly. The record is from RefSeq and is a predicted model, not a curated record. Bases 1 to 996 code for a protein of 331 amino acids. NCBI's taxonomy places the organism in Eukaryota, Apicomplexa, Aconoidasida, Haemosporida, Plasmodiidae. The transcript has 8 exons. Gene Ontology annotation, molecular function: histone binding.
AUGUCAGAAGAAAUAAUCGCAGAUGAGACCUCCAACACCAAUGUCGAAUCGGAAGUUGACGAACAGAAAGAAUUGCUUGAAAAAAGGACAGCGCAGGAAUUGUUUGAUAUGGGAAAUCUUGAAUUUAAGGAAAACAAGAAUUAUGAUGUAGCGGCAGAGAGAUUUUCAAUGGCAGUGGAAAAAAAGGUAAAGGAGCUAAACGCUGAAGGAAGUGUGCACAUCGACUUACGUGAGUACUACUUAUGCUUCGCGGAUGCACUACUAACAAAGGAGGAAGAGAAGAACGAUUUAUUUGAAUUUUUAAAAAAAAAGAAAAAAGUGGAGGUGUCCGACACGGAAGAUUCACUUGACAAGGAAGAAGUAUCAGACGAGCAGUUGGCCUUUGAAAUGUUCGAGUUUGCAAGAAAAUGCUAUGAACUCUUAGUUGAAGAAAAAAAGGAAUUAUCAAAAAAAGAUGUCCUCAAUUACACCUAUGUUUUUAUCCGUCUGGGAGAUAUCAACUUGUUAAACCAUUUUUUCCCCGAGGCGUUAGCGGAGUACGAAAAAUGUGUUGAGCUGAGAGAGAAGUACAAGGUUGGCAAUGAAAAUCUCAUUGCCCCGUUGAUUUCCUUAUCACAGAGUUAUAUGUUUUGUGGAAAGAGAAAGGAAGCAGUAAAUUAUUUUGAAAAAGUAAAAAAAAUAUUACUUGAUGUUAGACAGAAAACAACACCAUUGCCUGAAAAUACCAAUGAAAAAGUUAUACGAGAUACAUAUGAUGAUGUUCAAAUACAAAUAGAUGAUUUAAAAAGGCAAAUAGAGGAAGAAGGAGAAGAAGGAAAGGAAUUGGGUAGUCAAACUAUUGCCAAGGAUUUGGUCGUCACGACUAAGUCUGAAUUUGACAAAGCGGUACUAAACAAGGAAAAUAAUGAAGUAACCAAGAUCACCAUUUGCAGUGUAAAUAACGAUGAAUAUGGGGCUAAAAAAAGAAGAAUAAAUUUAUCAAAUUAUAAAAACUGA